AUGUUUGCUUCUUUUUUGCGUGGGAGAUUUGUAGUGACAGAUGGCUCCUUAAAAAGAAGUGUGAUUUCUUCUUCAAUAUUACCAGGCCUUCAGAAAGGCUGGGAGUUUGUGAACUCUACUGAAAGAUGGGUGAUUGAUGAUGGUGGUUCGAUAAAUUUCUGGUAUGACCGGUGGUUGACUGGGCAACGAAGUUGUGAUCUUCUUCCUCCAGGGGUAACGCUACCAAGGAAUCUUAAAGCCAAAGUUGCUGAUUUCAUUGAGAGUGGGGAGUGGGUUUUACCAUCGGUAACAUCGUCUGAGCUGUGGGAUAUUUGCAACCAGAUUAUGCGUACCAGGCUCCCAUCUAGUAGGUACGAGGAUGCUAGAGACUGGGUCCUCACUGAGUCGGGUUCUUUCUCAGUCGUAUCUGCGUGGGACACCAUGCAUGUUAGCUCACAACAUCAAGGCUACUUUCCAACUAAUGAGAAAAUAGCUAAGCGUUCCAUACCUAUUGCUUCUCGAUGUGAGCUAUGUCUUAAGAGUCAGGAAACCAUCAACCAUAUCUUUCUAGAAUGUGACUUUGCUGGUCAAGUAUGGACAACGGUUCUUUCGCUUUUUGAUCAGAGAUGGAAUGGUUUUCCUUCCAUAGAAGAGCUGUUCUCAUGGUGGAAAAGGAAAAAGGCUGGGGUAAUUCUUCCUAAAGUUUGGCCGGCGUUGGUGAUUCUAAUGCCAUAUCAAAUUUGGAUGGAAAGAAAUAGACGAAGAUAUGAGAACAUGCAUCGCAAUACAACUAUAAUUAUAAAAUCGGUUCUCAAGGAGCUACAUGAGUUUUUGUCUAUAGUUUCUGUGCAUGUCUCUUUUGUGGCGGAGUUGUUGCUUUCAAGAAAGUUAACAAUUAAAAUCUCUAGAUCCCUGAUUCAGAAAAUAAUUGAUGUUGUUUAG
Telopea speciosissima is the source of this 921-nucleotide messenger RNA. RefSeq lists its product as uncharacterized. The record is from RefSeq and is a predicted model, not a curated record. The coding region runs from base 1 to 921 and encodes 306 amino acids. NCBI's taxonomy places the organism in Eukaryota, Viridiplantae, Streptophyta, Magnoliopsida, Proteales, Proteaceae. The transcript has 2 exons.